Chiloscyllium plagiosum (whitespotted bambooshark) is the source of this 962-nucleotide messenger RNA. It is a transcript of the gene atpsckmt, whose product is annotated as fATP synthase c subunit lysine N-methyltransferase. Gene Ontology annotation, molecular function: protein-lysine N-methyltransferase activity. Gene Ontology annotation, cellular component: mitochondrion. NCBI's taxonomy places the organism in Eukaryota, Metazoa, Chordata, Chondrichthyes, Orectolobiformes, Hemiscylliidae. Gene Ontology annotation, biological process: peptidyl-lysine trimethylation; positive regulation of proton-transporting ATP synthase activity, rotational mechanism; regulation of mitochondrial ATP synthesis coupled proton transport. The record is from RefSeq and is a predicted model, not a curated record.
UCCAAUCGUUCGGUCCGGCCUGGGGUCCGCUCUUUUCGUUGAAUGUCGGAUCUGGUUCCCGGGGCGACACCGGGCCGCAAGCGGCGUUGGGGCCUAGCCCUGCUCGGAAUUGUUAGUGGAACUGGACUCGCACUGUCCCUGGGCGCCGCCCCAUUUGUGGCCCCGGCUCUGAGGAAGGUCUGUCUCCCCUUUGUCCCUGCCAGCCCGGCUCAGGUGGAGGUAGUGCUGCGUCUACUGAAAGGCCGCAGGGGAGAGCUGGUGGACAUCGGCAGCGGCGACGGCAGGAUCGUAAUUGCAGCAGCAAAGCAAGGGUUUCGAGCUGUGGGUUAUGAGUUGAAUCCUUGGUUGGUUUGGUAUGCUAGAUACAAAGCAUGGCAGGAAGGAGUGCACCACAAUACCAGAUUUUAUAUCUCUGACUUCUGGAAGGUUGAUUUCUCAGAAUAUAAUAAUGUUGUCAUAUUUGGAGUUCCUCAAAUGAUGAAGUCCUUCGAGGAGAAACUUCAGAGCGAGUUGAAGAGCAAUGCUAGAGUUGUAGCCUGUCGUUUUCCAUUUCCCAGCUGGAUGGCUGUUCGUGAGUCUGGAAAGGGAAUCGAUACAGCCUGGUUGUAUGAUGCAAAGUCAUUUAAAACCACAGGAAAGAAGUCUUAAAAACAAAUGAAUGGAUAAGACAGGCAUAAUUUUCAUUUGCUGCAGAGUGACUACAGAUUGUUUUCAAGAAUUAAAUGGUGGCACAUCAUCAGUGGAAGUGAUCUAAUCAGCUUGGAGUUGCAGCAUUGUUUUCAAACUAAUCAUUUGUUUUCCCCAAAGGUCAAAUAAUUGCAAAUAAUUGAACUUAUGUGCAAAAAUAUCUGAUUCUACUUUAGCAGAUUCAGUUUACAAAAGUAUCAUUUUAAGUGAACAGUGUAUAGGUGUGAUAUUUAAUACAAUACCAGAAAUGUUGCUAAUUAAAUCUUUAAUUGUCU